CGGCCGCAGAGGUGCAGAACUGAAGGGCAGCACUGGUUGAGUGAGAUGUUGCCAAAUGCUGCUGUCUACUACUUCCCGUGGGAGAUCAACAGCUCAGUCGCAGAGGGGGAGGCACUGAGGACGUUUGGCAGGUUAAGCUGCUACGACCUGGCUCGCUCCAAAGCCGUUCUCACCGCUCGGCACCGUGCGGCCCAGCACCAGGUGUGCGUCGACACCAGCUUCGUGGAGCCCUUCCAAGCCCAGCUGGGCUCUCUCUACAUGGUGCUGGGGGAGGCCGAGCACAGGGAAGGUGAGGGUCCUGUGGUGAAGGCCCGAAUAUUGACCUGCGUGGAGGGGAUGAACCUGCCCUUGCUGGAACAAGCCAUCCAGGAGCAGAGAAAAUACCUCCAGGAGCGACAGCAGCACGUGGAGACCGGCAUGUCCUGAGGGCACCUCGCAGCARCCCUCAUCCCUUUGCUGGGGAAGGCAUCGGCACUCCAGCCUUUCCCAGCAGCACUGAUGCUUCCAAUAAAUUUUUAAAAUACUUUGAAUCAGGACGUAGCUGUCCACGGAGCUGCUCCAUGCAUGGUCACCAAAAAGGGCUCUGAGAAUGAGGGUGGCUUGUUGGAUAAAAGGUUAAGGGAGCGCUUGAGUUAUGCCAAUGCUUUCGUAGCACAAGGUUUGGAGGAGCCAAGAAAGAGAGAAUUCCGUAAAUCUGUAGCUAAACAUUCACGUGCACCCACUCCGGAGUGUACUAGGACACAGGGCAGUUGCAGAUGGGAGAGAAAGGGCACUGGAGUAAAGUUCUUUGCCUGGCGUGGCCACACGUCCACAGGA
Molecule: messenger RNA, 816 nt
Organism: Nothoprocta perdicaria
Lineage: Eukaryota; Metazoa; Chordata; Aves; Tinamiformes; Tinamidae
Gene: TEN1
Product: TEN1, CST complex subunit
Exons: 4
Coding region: 46-426 (126 amino acids)
Biological process (GO): negative regulation of telomere maintenance via telomerase
Cellular component (GO): CST complex
Molecular function (GO): telomerase inhibitor activity; telomeric repeat DNA binding; single-stranded DNA binding
Source: RefSeq, a predicted model, not a curated record